CUGAAAGUAGACUCUCGGGCCCAUUUGUUUUGUGAAAUUGACAGAGUGUCAUCAUCUAUACCCACUCAGAAGGGCAUCUGGGAAGAUGAAAAAGACACCCUAAACUCAGCAACUGCGUAACAUCUCCCCGCUCCUGAAACCUGAAACUGUGGCAAGUCGAAAGACUCAGGGCAAACACUUACCAUGCAGUUUUUGACUGCAGUAAGUCCACAGUCCUUCUCUACCCCAAGCUGGAAGGUCGAGACCAAGUAUUCAACCCGAGUGCUCACUGGAAACUGGGUGGAAGAGAGGAUGAAGUUCACCAAAGCCCCGGAGGAAACACCUCAGUGCAUUUACAGAAAAGAGUACGUCCCCUUCCCAGGCCACAGACCAGACCAGAUCUCCAGGUGGUAUGGCAAGAAGAGAAUUGAGGGGCUCCCGUACAAACACCUGAUCACGCACCACCAGGAGCCCUCCCACCGCCAUCUGAUCAGCACCUACGAUGACCAUUACAACCGGCACAAUUACAACCCCGACCUGCCCGCGCAUCGCACCUGGAGUGGACAUAAGAUGCUGUGGCUCCCAGAGAAGUCCGACUUCCCCCUUCUCGCUCCCCCUACAAACUAUGGACUCCGUGAACAGCUGCAGCAGAGAUGGCUCGCACCCAAGGCUGCCCCGAGGGAGAGCAUUUACACCUCAUCCUACCCCAGACCACCACCCUAUGCUUUGUCCCGGCGGGAACAUGCCAUCCCCGUCCCUCCCCCUCGUCUGCACCCUGUCCCACGCUUCUGAGAGCUGCCAGGCCCCGGGCAAUGCAGGCAGAGCAGCCGGAGCCCCACUGUGCUGUCCAACUGGCCAGGCAGCCGGCAGCCUGCAGACCCACCCAGAGUUUUAAAUCCGGCCCCGCCGAGGGGCCCUUAGAAUCAUGGUCUGUGUUUGAAAGUUUCGCCCCUCCUCCAAACCCUCAGGUUCCUUUCUUUUCCAUCCCACAAGUAAAGCUCUUUGA
Messenger RNA from Mirounga angustirostris (Northern elephant seal), 985 nucleotides. It is a transcript of the gene CFAP107, whose product is annotated as cilia and flagella associated protein 107. The transcript is spliced from 4 exons. The record is from RefSeq and is a predicted model, not a curated record. Bases 184 to 771 code for a protein of 195 amino acids. Lineage: Eukaryota; Metazoa; Chordata; Mammalia; Carnivora; Phocidae.